Molecule: messenger RNA, 12695 nt
Organism: Cercocebus atys (sooty mangabey)
Lineage: Eukaryota; Metazoa; Chordata; Mammalia; Primates; Cercopithecidae
Gene: PTGDR
Product: prostaglandin D2 receptor (DP)
Exons: 2
Coding region: 5611-6507 (298 amino acids)
Biological process (GO): G protein-coupled receptor signaling pathway; positive regulation of cytosolic calcium ion concentration; inflammatory response
Cellular component (GO): plasma membrane
Molecular function (GO): prostaglandin D receptor activity
Source: RefSeq, a predicted model, not a curated record
AAAUUGUUUAAUGUUGUCUGUCACUGUGAAAGUUAUUUCUUUAUAGCAACAUAAGAACAACCUAACACAAACAGUAUGAGUAAAACACAAAUUAGUAUUGGAAUGCUGUGGCCUAGGCAGUGGCUUCACUUCCCUGGCUCACCAAAAAGGUGUUCAGGGAGGGUCCUUUAAACCUCAGGUAGGUAUAGUGGGCCUUAAGGGCCCACAGCCUCUGAGUCUCAGCUGAGAUGCUCACCAGCACUGCCAUCAGUACUGGACACUGUAAUGUGCCACUCAGAUCCCAUUCAGGACUAAAAGGCUUAUUCCCCACGCUGUGGCACAGUCCUCAGCCAUCAGCCCCCUCCAUGUAUUGCCUUGGCUGAGAAAGCUGCAGCACCCCAGGCUCUAUGCCCUUCCCCAGGGUAACAUGUCCCCAGUCUCUGGCCCAUUCAGGGAUACAAAAGCCUAGUACCCUUACCUUCAACUCAGCACAACUUUGAGGGGCCUUGUCAGCUUCUGAGUUUCUAGUCAGGUUGGUUAAGGUCUUUCACUGGAACUAUCACAACCCAAUUUCUCAACUCUAUCCUGUUUCUGUUCCUUCUUUUUCACAGGUGUUAAUCUCAAAAGCACUUCCUAAUAGGUAUGCUACAUAUCCUAUCCUCAUCUCCAUCUCAGAGUCUGCUUUUCUCAGGCAACCAAACCAGACACACCUGCCAACACCUUCUCUUGGAAGCUUAUGCAAGCUGCUAGAAAAGCUCAGCAAUGAAUGAACCCUCACAACUUAUAAUCAGGUUACAAAUGGAUUAUUCCACCACUUCUUUACUCUCAGGUCAUCACCCAAAGACGUUUUCAAAAAAUUCAUGUUGAUCUUUUGAAAGUAUAUUUUCUCAAAUUCCUACACGUACAGAGAUCCUGAUCCUGAUUUACACAUGGACAGAAGUCCACACUGCUACACUACCACCCCACGUCAUGGACAGAAGUCCAUGUGUAAAUCUCAAUUUAGCAGCCAAAGAUCAAAAUGGAAAUUCUUGCUAGACAAAAGGUUGGGGAAGCCUGAAAAGCAGGAAUAAGAAUCAAACAAAAACGAAGAUUUUAGUAAACUACCUGCAAAUAGCAAACAGAUGUCAAAAUAUUUGGGCAGACCACCACAAGACAUUGUAUGACCACAGAAACACAGGGCACUGACAUGUGGUCUGUCCCUGGUGGUAGUUCUACCUCUUGACUUCUGAGCAGAUAGAGGAAGUUGCAGGGUCCCUCCUUUCUCUCUGACUCUCUGGUCUUCUCUGCAAUUCUCUUUCUCCAAGGGAGAGGCUUGGGGAAUCCAAAAGACCUGGAUGCCAUUUGAGACUCAUCACAUACCAGUUAUGUGAACUUAAACAAGUUAUUAACCUCUCUGAGUCUCACUUUCCUUAUGCAAGAAAACUUCUGCAGUGCAGUCGGCAGGAAUAAAAACAUUAAUGAACAUCACUUACAGAGCCACGCAGAGCAGGCCACAGCACAGUGCUUAACAUUCUCACCUUAGCUGCACACUGGGGAACUUCAAAAAAAUACUGAAGCCUGGAGGGCACCCACAAAGAGUCUGAUAUCAUCAUUUUGGGGUGCUGAAGCAUCAGAAAGGUUUAAAGUUCUCCAGGGGAUUCCAAAGUGCAGCCAAGAUUGAUAACUGUUGUUCUAUGCAGAUUAUUUUAUUUAAACCAGAUACUACUCUAAGAGUUCAGUCCAAUUAUCCCCCUUCACCCUCCUUCCCUCAUUUCUACAGACAAGGGGAUUGAGGUUUAGAAAGGUUAGAAGAUUAUGCAAGGGUACAGAGCUAGCAAGGGGCAAAGCUGAGAUUUAAGUUCACACAGCAUGACUCCCAGGACCUAACACAUUAUGGCCACACUGCUACACUACCACUCCAUGUCCUGAAUGUGAAGAAAUGUCUAGCAUGGUCUCUAGCAUGCAGAACAUGCUCCAAAUUUGAGGGCUAAGUUUGUUUGUUGUUUUUUAGCAUCCCUCCUCUCCAUUUCUUGCUCUUCACAAUCCCCAGCCCAAAAUAUCACUUGGAGUUCAGUAGAAGUGAGCAAUGGAUAAGAUUUAGAAGCAUAGUUAGAAUGGAUCUAGAAAAAAAAAAUGUUCUUUUUUCCUUUUUUCGCCUUCCUAAAUCCCCACCGUAAGCACACACUUGUUGUAUCAGUUUGUUCUCAUGCUGCUAAUAAAGACAUACCUGAGACUGGGUAACUUAUAAAGGAAAGAGGUCUAAUUGACUCACAGUUCCACAUGACUGGGGAGGCCUCACAAUAAUGGCAGAAGGUGGAUGAGGAGCAGUCACAUCUUACAUGGCGGCAGGCAAGAGAGAACUUGUGUAGGGGAACUUUAUUAAAAACCCUUUAUAAAACUAUCAGUUGUUGUGAGACUUAUUCACUAUCACAGAACAGCACGGGAAAGACCUGCCCCAAUGAUUCAAUAACAUUUCACCAGUUCCCUCCCAUGACCACGUGGGAAUUAUAGGAGCUACAAUUCAAGAUGAGAUUUGGGUGGGGACAGAACCAAACCAUAUCACUUGUUUUACAUUUAAAGUCUUUUAAAAUAAUUAUUACAAAUACAAUAUUGAAAAUAUCAGAAUCUAAGGAGACAUUUUUCUACCAUCCCUUCUCAAGUGUAAGUAAAUGCUUUCAUUUGCCUAUGUCAGCUUCUGAGCCUUGUCCAUGAGCAUCUAUGAUUUUUAUGUUUACAUUGCCAUAAUAUAAUUAUAUAUUUAAAAUAGUCAUCCACAUGAUGUCAUAUAUUUUCAGAAGAUUUGUCCUAUAACCCAAUUAAGCAGCCUGGUACAGCUCUGUAGAUAAUGGAGGUAAUUUUACCAUUAACUUAGCCUAAGAUAUUUUCAUUAAAGGUUUCCCUUUUAAGGAAAAAAUGUACUUAACCUGGUUACUCUGAAAGCUAAUAUAAAAAUGUAUAAGCCUGUAGAGGUCACACAACAUGAUGUUUGUCUUUCCUUAUCUGCUGUAUGUCCCUCAGUGCCCACAUGCUUCAUCCCCCUCACCCCCAUGCUUGGCACAGAGCAGGAGUUCAAAAAAUAUUUGACGCAUGAACAAAUGAUACUUUUCUUGGUUGUACAGUGAAAUUACAAAAUAGGAUUUCUCAGGAACUGGGGCAGAAGACUCCAAAGUUAGGCUUGAGAACAGGGUAGGAUGGACAACAGCAAAGCAGGCAGGAAAGGCAACCGGAAACCCCAUCAUAAAGGCCAGCUACAGUGCCUGAGAGGAAAUGUGUGGUUUCCUGAAUUGCACUUGUUCAAAACCUUCAACCUUAAAGCAUGACAUAUGUAAACCUUGUCAAGGACCCACAGCUGGCCCAACAGUCACACUUUGGGGUUGUUUUCUUUAAAAGUUAUUUAUAAUCUUAGGGCUCCUAGGAUAAAUACAGAGUUGUAAGCCACUGUAACAUGAAAAUAAAGCUGCAAAGAAUUGAAGUAGGUACGCUUCAGAAGAACAACCCAUGCAAUAUUCCUAGAGGAAGGAUUCUUACGCUAGUGUCCAUUGGGUCUCCUCUGGGUACCAUAGAGGGACUUUAGGAAAUGGUGAACAGCCUCAGAUUGAUGUAAAGUGUAUGUGUGUGUCUGUGUGUGUGUGCCUGUGUGUGUGUGCAUGUGUGUGUGUCUGCCUAUGGAGGAGACCACAGCUUUCAUCAAAUUCUCAUGUCUUGUGGUUAUAGGGCCUGCUCUUCCUUUCACUUCAUUAAGUCAAGUGGGGCUCUUCUAAACCCAUUCUUAUGUGCUAGGGGCUAGAGAUGAGAAUGAGAGACAGCAGGUAGAAGACAGGGGAAGUAACUCUAUAGAAGGCCUUCUAUUGAGUCAGUAUAAGUGAAAGACUUAGAGAGUGUCCAACCUGCAUCAGGACCAAAAAAAUUAGCUCUUAUUAUUAUUAUUACACCUUGCCAAAGCACUUCAUGUUUUCUCAACCUCACAACAACCCCACAAGUUCAGCAUAAGUCCCAUAUUCCAUUAGGUAGAACAACUAACCCAGGGUCACAUAGCGAGUGGUGGAGUUCAGAACUAUCUAAUUUCAAAGCUUAGAUUCUUCUUCUCCACCCUGUGGCCUGAAUUACUGGCCAGACUUUCAGUCUAGAGGCAGCCUCUCUUUCUACCCUUCAGGGUUUCACAUCUAAAGCCCAAGGGUCUUGCUCUUUCCCUGAGUCUGUCCAUCAGAACAGGCAUGAGGCCUAAAACUGAGCCCCUUCAAGCCAAGGCAUAAUCUACUUGCUUACAUAACAAAACCUUAGUCAUCCCAUUGAGAUUCCACACUCAAAGCCAAUUUCUCUCACAGGUCAUUGAGUACUAGUUACAGAUAUAAAAUCACGCUUAUCACAAUUAACUCCCUUGCCUUUAUGAUGCAGCCAAGUCAAAGCCCAAACAGGAAUAAAUUUUUUCUAGUAGUCACAAAUCAGAGGCGUGAGAAAGCUCUAUGCCAAAUCCACCAUUUUCUGAUUUCAAAAUCCAUGCUAAAAACUGCAGUUAAACAUUAGCUACCAAAACACCCUUCUAUCAAAUGAGAAUCAUGGUGAUUGCAUGUAUUGAGCACUUUCUAUGUGCUUGCUCUUUACGUGUUAUUUCUAUGCCUCAAAAGAGUCAGGCAGGUCAGAUAGAUGCUACUGAUUGAGAGGAUAAGCAAGUCCCAUAGGGUCACACACACAGUGAGGAGCAGAACCUGAACUCGAAUCCAGGCCUAUCUGAUGACAGUAACAGUGCUGCUAACCAUGCCCUUCCCAUCAACUCUCUACAGUCACUGUGAUUCAUGGUACCCAGGACCAACACUGGCCCUUGGCUUUCCCACAAACCACUUCCCUGAAAUCUGGACAACUUCUUGGGAGGAGGAGCCAUGGGAACAUGACAGAUGAACUCCAAAAUAGAAGACCUGGUGAGAGGUCCAGCUCUGCUGCUUCUCUAGCUCUGUCACCACGGGCAGAUCACUUAACUUUCCAAGGCCUCAGUUUCCUCGCCUACGCAAUGGAGAUGAGCGUGAAUGCCCCACAUUGCACUGAUUUAGAAGAGAGGAGGAGCUAAGGCUUAGGGGCUUUCCAGACACGAGUUAUCUUUACCCUUCCUUAACUCGCUAAUUCAAGACAACUAGGUGGAAGCCCUUUCUCAGCCUCCCUUCUUCGCUCAUCUUCAGAGUUCUUGGCCACCCCAUUUCCACCAACAGCAUCCUUCGCACUGCCCUCCUCCCAGGUAGGCUGCUGCUUAAUUUCCCCUCCAUUUCAGUACUUCUUCUCUUGCCUCGCUAGAAGGGCUGGUGUUGGGUGCUUGGAAUUCUGGCUAUUUUCCUCCUGCCCUUCCGACUCGGCACCAGUCUGUCUCCACUGAGAACGCAGCGCAUCCGGGCUGAGCUCUUCACUAGCCUGCUCCGCGCUCCUCAAUGCCAGCGCCAGGCGCUCACCCUGCAGAUCGUCCCGCCUCUCAAAGAGGGGUGUGACCCGCGAGUUUAGAUAGGAGGUUCCUGCUGUGGGGAACACCCCGCCGCCCUCAGAGCUUUAUCUGUGGCGCAGCCUCUCUGUCCGACCCACGCGCGGAGCUGCCGGGGGCUCCUUAGCACCUGGGCGCCGGGAUCCUCGCCCUUCCGCAGCCUUCACUCCAGCCCUCUGCUCCCGCACGCCAUGAGGUCGCCCUUCUACCGCUGCCAGAACACCACCUCGGUGGAAAAGGGCAACUCGGCGAUGAUGGGCGCGGUGCUCUUCAGCACCGGCCUCUUGGGCAACCUGCUGGCCCUGGGGCUGCUGGCGCGCUCGGGGCUGGGGUGGUGCUCCCCGCGUUCACUGCGCCCGCCGCCCUCGGUCUUCUACGUGCUGGUGUGUGGCCUGACGGUCACCGACUUGCUGGGCAAGUGCCUCCUAAGCCCCGUGGUGCUGGCUGCCUACGCUCAGAACCGGAGUCUACGGGUGCUUGCGCCCGCAUUGGACAACUCGCUGUGCCAAGCAUUCGCCUUCUUCAUGUCCUUCUUUGGGCUCUCCUCGACACUGCAACUCCUGGCCAUGGCACUGGAGUGCUGGCUCUCCCUAGGGCACCCCUUCUUCUACCGACGGCACAUCACCCUGCGCCGGGGCGCACUGGUGGCCCCGGUGGUGAGCGCCUUCUGCCUGGCUUUCUGUGCGCUACCUUUCAUGGGCUUCGGGAAGUUAGUGCAGUACUGCCCCGGCACCUGGUGCUUUAUCCAGAUGGUCCACGAGGAGGGCUCGCUGUCGGUGCUGGGGUACUCUGUGCUCUACUCCAGCCUCAUGGCGCUGCUGGUCUUCGCCACCGUGCUGUGCAACCUCGGCGCCAUGCGCAACCUCUACGCGAUGCACCGGCGGCUGCAGCAGCAGCGGCGCUCCUGCACCAGGGACCGUGCCGAGCCGCGUGCGGACGGGAGGGAAGCGUCCCCGCAGCCCCUGGAGGAGCUGGAUCACCUUCUGCUGCUGGCACUGAUGACCGUGCUCUUCACUAUGUGUUCUCUGCCCGUAAUUAUAUUGAAACCCUCAAAAUUGUCCUGGACAAGCAGCAGUAGCAACACCUGAAACUUACUACAAAUGCAAAUUCUCCAGCUCCACGUCAGACCUGUUGAAUCAGAAUCUCUUGGGUGGGGCCAGCAAUCUGGGCUUUAACGUGCCCUCCAGGUGAUUCUCAUGCAUGCUAAUAUUUGAGAACCACUGCUCUACACAAAACAAAACAAAACAAAAAAGAAAAAUACCAAAAAAAGAUAAGAAAGUAUGUGAUAGACUGUAUGUUUCUCUGACCUCUGAUUCUCAGAUCCUUUCAGUUGCAGAUAAUCUCUCAACACCUGAACUUCUACAGUGUUUUUAUCUAUAAUGUUCUCAGCAAAGUUACAGCUUUUAAAUAUCUUUCAAUAUUGGAAGCCAUUACUGAUUAUUUCCCAAGUUCAAAGUUCUUAUAGCAGUGAUGGGACCUGUCUUGCUCACUUGGAGGUAAAGAUGCUACCUUCGGCAAUGAUAUUUCUUUGGCCUCCUGCAGACACGUAAUUGGGCACUAAGUCCCUUGUGAAAGAAGAUAAACUAAAGAGCCUUCGUGUAUGAUGUCAAAGAUUAUAUCUAAAGUGAGCUUUCAUUAGGGAUUGAGUAUUUUCUAGCUCUCUAUAGAAUAAAAAUUUCCAUUGAAAUAUGUAAAGCUAUUUUUAAAAUUUCAUAAUUUGACUUUCUUGUAUAUUUUCAGGAAAAUAUUAUACAUUUAAUCUUUCUUUCCAGGCAUUAAAAUCCUUGAGGACUAGACAGUCACCUAUUUUUUUCUCAUUUCUCCUAGUAAUUCACACAUAUACUGUAGAAGAGCUAUAAAUAUACUAUAAAUAUAUUGAAUAAAAGGUGUUCUCUCUCAUGAUAGUCCUAAAAUGUACGUCUAUUCAAUAAGAGGCUGCUGUACGGCUUGGUUAAAGAUUCCUCUGUAUCUGAUGAAGAAUGUUCUCAUAUUACCAUGUAAGGAUUUUUCUCUUAGGCCAACCAAAGGUGAAAAUAGUACACGUAGGAGAAAAUAUUUUUGCUCUAUAUUAUUUCCCACUGUUAUAGACAUUAUGUAAGUUAACAUGUAUGUUUCAAUUUUUAUCCAGGAAAUAGCAACUCAUACAUGAUGAAAUUAACAACAUAAAAAGUUUGUUAAUUAGGCAAUCUUAACGUUGUAAAAACAACUUUGUCUUAUUAGAACAGUGUUGAGUGGCCUACUCUUUAAUUAUUUUCUUCAGUGAGGCUAGGAUUGCUGGUCUGGGUGUUCCUAGACUCUAGGUGGAGGAAAGCUGAGCGCGUAGGAUGGGUGGUACUAUAAUUAGGCUUCCUCUCCCUACCGUUUCACAAUAGCCAAAUUCAGUGGAAUGAAUUAGCAGAUCUCACCUGAUAUCAGUGAGAUGAACAUUCUAGUCUUCCAGAUAUUUUUAUACAAAUUGCAUGAACUCAGGAGUAAGUUCAAUUUAAAAAUAUUUGCAAUGAAGGUGUUUAGAACCUAUCAUGCUCUGGUUACAAAUACAGGGAGAAGAUACAAGCUUUUUUUCCCCCCAACUAAAAUGCCUCAACCAGAGAAGACAAUAAAAAUACAGUCAAGUCAAAGCUCAAAUGAAAGUAUAUUUUAGGCGAAGUAUAGGGUCCUAUGAUGAUCUUAAACCCAGUAAGCACUUGGAGUCUAAUUGGAAACACAAGACAAACUAGAAGUUAAAAAUCAUGCAAUGUAGUGCAAAUGUUACAAAGUACUAAAGUAUGAGUUAUAGAUUUCAAAACAAUAAAGCCCCAAAUUGGUGAUAAUCGAUGUUUAAGAUUAGUCUAGCAAUGCACUGUAUAAACACCUGGGCAAACAAAGUUGGUAGCUUGCCAACAUCAGUUUCUUAUCACUACAAAAUAGAAUAUGGAAACAAUAACUGUCAUGACACACAAUUCAUAAUGAAUUUAGAAAAUACUGUUCAUUCCCCCCAAAUUUAAAAACACCCAGAGUUCCCAAUUAGAUGAAAAAGAUAAAUUACAGUGAUUUACUGAUUAUGAUUGUGUGAAAGUAAAAAAAAUCUUGGGACCCCAAACUCACUAAGCCAAAUGGAAACGUCAAGUUAGAAACUGGGUCAUGCCAACCUGCAUCUCAUUUUGGUUCCUAAAUAAGAUGGCUAAAAUACAAAAAGCUACAUACCUCCAUCACAUUUCGCCCACAGGGAAAUUCCUUGGAGGCCCCAAGACUUUUACCCUAAAGUGUUUCUGUUAAGAUGCAUCAUGGCAAUGUGAAUCGAUAGCUUUUCUCCACAGGUGUGGGGACACAGGCGCGAACUCAAAGUCAUCCCUCUGCCCACCUGAGACAAAUGCAUAUCUGAUUGUUUCCUCUGCUCUAUCGUCUACAUUAUCUAUAUUAUGUAAAAAUGCAGAUUCACUGAGCCAGACAAAGGCAUGAAUGACUGUUUUCCCCUACCCUCUUCUCACAUGAAAAUUAUGUAUUUCUCAAUAUCCUUCCCUUUCCCCUUUAGAUAUUGAAACCCUCAAAAUCAUCUUUGGGGAAAGGAAUAGACCUAUCUCCCAGGUGUGUAUCCUUAACUUUGGCAAAUAAACCUCAAAAAAUCAUGGAGAUUUGCCUGGGUCAUUUUCCUUAAUUGACCACGGAGGGAUCCUGAGUGAAGGUGGCCCCAGCCUGCAGCAGCUCUCCUAUUGGUACCAGUUUGGGCUCUUUAUAGCCCAAACCAAUAGGACAAUUUGUCGAGGUCUGGGACCUCCUCCCUCAGGAAGUUGGGGCUCUGAGUUUAAUUUGAUGUUUAAAAAAAAAAACUUUUUUUUUUUUUGUGGGAGUUUUUACUUGCUUCCGUCAAGGAAGGCAAGCUUGUCUGCUUCUUAUCAGUGGAGAACAGUCUUCAGCUUGAGCCUCAUCACUAGGUAAGGAGCUGAGUUGGGAUUCUGUCUUGCAAAUUCUCGUUAAUAACUAAAGUUACUGUUAACAACCAGCUGGUCUUGAUUUCUCCUUACAUUUAGAGCACUCAGAAAUUGUAUAAUUUGUGAUUGCUGUUCGUUUUGCUUAGAUGUCUUGUUUAUUUGUUUCUGUCUUGUUAGGUAUUUUUGUAUGUUUCAGUCCUUCUCUUAUUGGAUUUGGCCAACUCUAAACCCUCUAGCUUAUGAGUAUGGAAUUUUCCUCCCCAAAGAAAUAACAGCACACCACUCUCAGAUGUGCAAUGGCUCUGAGUAGGAUUUCCCAUCAGAAGAACAUACUUAGGGUCUAAUCUCAGCUAGCAGGUGCAAACAAGGAGCUCAUCUCCCACACCUUGAGCCCCUGACACACAGUGCCAGGUAGCCACCAUACCAGUUCAGGGAGUAACGGCCCUGAAAAGCUAGGUCCCCAAGCAGCACACUUUGGAUCCAACAAACCCUCUGACUUGGUCAAAUCUGAAAGAAAAUUCUAAAUUAUGUGGAAGGAGCCCUUUAAGUUGGCUAAAAGCCCCACAGCUGUGGAACACAAAGUUCCACCCUUAGAAACUCCAGCCAGGUAUAUGCAAAAACACUUAGAGUGAAUUGUCAUGCAAAUAUUUAAUCAAGUGGACCACUAUAACCAAGGCAGAUUCUAACUUACAGCGGCCUUGAUGGGGAUCUUCUGAGAUGCCCAACUUAGUGUACCUGUGAACUAGGAUGCAAAACGCAGGCACAAAAACUAAACAACCAGAAUGGGAGAGCUACUUUCAGUGGUACCUUGAGAGGAGCAAAUAGGGGGAAGAUCGCCUCAUGUCCUUACAAGAAGCCAACAAACAACUUAGAGUCCUAACCAAGGACUCUCUAAAGUUCUGUCUCUCUUAAAGAAAUCCUCAGAAUCCCUUACUUCCCCGUGGCACCUCCCCAUCUCUAAUUACACCCCCACUUUAUCCCUGACCUCUCUGAACUUCUCGGACCAGAUCUGUUCCCUCCUUCUCCUGCAUGUUUCAAUCUAACAUCUUCCCCUCCUUAUAUGCCACUCACUCAACAGAAGGCAGUAGGGAGUCUAACUUUCAAGACCCUACCUCCUGACAAUUCCCUGACAGUGCCAGCAGCAGCCUCUCAUUUGGAAGAUGUGGAAAAGUGGGACCCCGCAGGGCCAUCUCUCAUGAUCACCCUGUUUUGGGAACAACCGGCAACACGUAGGGGAACCCCGGUGAUUGUCUACCAACCCUGGUCAAAGGUUGAGUUGCAGGGCAUAAAGAAUUUCUGGGUCUGCAUAAGAUCCAAUUGGGUUUGCCCAAGAAUUUGAAUUCAUUAUCAGAACCUAUGACGCAGGCCAUUCAGACCUCUAACAGCUGGUACACAUGUUGGUCUCGGAAGCUAAAGCUAAGGAAUGACUGGAGAAAGUACAGUGGUCAGACCCUGUAGCAGACUUAACCCCUGAAGGCCCAAUAGAGCUACAAUAACCAGCCCCCAGAAAUCGAGAGCACAGGCACAAAGAUGCGUGGGAAUGAGCAACUGCUCUGUUAAAUAUCAUUUCUUCAACAUUCCAAAGGGUUGUGGAUUGGAAUAAAAUCCAGCAAUGCCACCAGAACCCAAAUGAAUCAAUUUUAGAUUAUUUUAUACAUUUUGACUGAGAUAAUAUGCUCCAAAUAAUUAACUUACACUCUCUUGCCUGGUUCUUCUGAUGAAAACCCUCAUGACUAUGUUCUGAUGACUGACCAACUUCUCGCUCCCAGGACAGCCCUACAAGAGAUGCCACUGGAUAAUGCUGAGAUAGAAUGGUAUACAGAUGGGUCUUAUUUAAGAGGGGAGGAUGGAAAUUUUAGAGCAGGAUAUGCUGUGGUUUCUUUACUAGAGGUAAUUGAAGUGGUCCUCUUCCUCAAGCCAAAUCAGCUUAAGGGGCCAAAUUGAUUGCCCUGACUUAAGCUUGUCAAUUAGCAAAAGACAAGACUGUGAACAUACGCUGACAGCUGCUAAGCAGUUGGAGUUGCUCAUGACUUUGGAAUGUGAAAGGAGAGAGGAUAUUUAACCUCCUCAGGGCAACAACACAUAAAAAAUGGACAACCAAAUAUCAGAGCUGUUAGAAACUAUUCUCAACCAAAACUUUUGACAAUUGUGAAAAUCCCAGGUCACUCUACAUUGGACACCACUAAAAGUGGAGUUAAUUAAUUUGCUAUUGCUACAGCUAAAAAAGCAGCAUUGAAGCCACCAGCCCCAAUCCAAAAAAUGAUCAUAAAGCCUGAAACACUUAAAAACAUAUCGAAGGAAACCUAGAGUGUAGCCCCAACAAAAGAGAAAUCCACAUGGAAACAGACAGGGAGACACCUGUCUCCUGAAACUAAAAUAUUGUAUGGACUUAAUAAUAAACCAUUACUCCAAUGGGAUGUCAGGUACCCCUUAAGGAAUGUGUUAAUAACUUGAUACAUUGGAAUCCAGAUAAAAGUAUAUCCUAGUGUAAACAAUGUUACUGGAAACCAUCCUCCACAGUGGCACAAAAAGAUUUAUUCCCAGUGUGUUAUUUGUCCUAAGUAUAAUCCAGGGAAGCUCCUCCAUGAGGCCCAAGGUCAUUUUCCCCUUCCAGCUGGACCUUUUGAGAUACAGUAGCUUGAUUUUAUCCAGCUGCCAUCCUCUCAAGGUUACAUGUCUUAGAAUGGUCUGCAUGUUCAAAAUGAAAAUGUAGAUAAUGAAGGAUACCUGAAGUCACUGUAGGUCUAUUCCUGCUGAUUCUGACUGAUGUUACCUUAUUUUCUGGUGAGCUUGAGUAUUAUGAGAACACAUAUUCUGGAGAUUCUCUGAUGCCUAAAAUGAUGGUGCCUUCCUCCAGAGGGGAUUUGCACUCUCCAGGCACCUAGGGUCGGUCCAGGACUUCUUUAACCCAGUUUGGGGCAUAGGGUUUUUUGGACCAUCCAGUUGAGGUGAAUUGGAGUUACAAACUCACACAGACUUCCAGCACGUGCUUGUCACUUCACAGAGAUCAGGUUUUUCUUUACUUUCCCUCCUCUGCACUGUUCAACACAAAAGAAUUUUUUUUUCCCUUAAGAUCUCCUGGGGGAGUGUUGGAGGGUUAGAGGGUAAAAGUGGGUUUAGGUUUACUUCUAGUUCAUUCCUGACCUAAGGAAGGGUGGAGGAAGGUUUCCUAUUAGACUCCCCACCUUUGCCGGAACAUAAACUUUAAUUUCUGAACUUAUGGACCCUGAAAGAAUAAAAACAAUAAAAUCCAGCUUUCCUUCAUUGACAUAUGUCCUCAGAGGCAAAAGCAACUUCUGUGUUCUGAGACAGGGUCUGGCUCUGUCUGCCAGACUGGAAUGCAGUGGCACGAUCUUGGCCUACUGUGA